ACAAGUACACAAACGCCAGUCGACCGGGUCAAAACCUCCACUUGAGGGUGGUGCGUAAGAGUUGGUCGAGGUGUAAGAGGAUGUAAUGUCGUAGGGGUAAUAUGUAGGUGUAGUCCACAGGCGGCAGGCGCCAACAGCGUGACGCGCCAAGGCACGAGGGGGAGCGUGCCCCCAGCUUUGCCCAUGACUGUACUGUAGAGGUCGCCUAAACUAGCCCGAUGCUGCCGGGACCGCCCGGAAGAUGCACACUGAGUGGUGGUAAUCUGGCCCCUUCGACGAACGACCCUCAGGCCUCGAGACAAGCCUUUUCCAAGAGUACCAAGAGUGUCCAUCUCGCCCUUCCGCAACGGCAUGACAUAGAAGACGUUUUCAGAUGAGGCGCAAGACACGGGGAGCUAUAGUUAAUAUCGCUCUCUUCUGCGGCGUUCUCUUGGUCAUCUUGUAUCUCAAUGGUGGCGGCUCAUCGAGCAAGUCCUUCGCAUGGAGGACGAUCCGCUACAAGUCUUCCUCGACAUCUGUGCCCAAGUCUCGAGGCAUAUGUCCAGGCCUAGCAGGUACAACUAAGCCGGCCCUCGUGGUGGCUAGAGUGGCAGCUGACGGCGACACCAAAUGGCUUGAUACAUUGUCCGACAAGUACCACCUUUGUAUCUACACAGCGGACCUUCCAAUCGAUGCGACUUCGACACACCUUCAAGUCCCGGAGAACAGAGGUCACGAGGCUAUGGCAUACUUGACCUUCAUCAUCGAUAACUAUUACUCUAUCCCCUCCGCUGGAGCAGUGUUCGUGCAUGGCUCACGAUGGUCGUGGCAUAACGAUUCGCCGGACUACGACAACGCCGCAUUGCUUGCCGCGCUGAACCUGUCCGCGGCACUUGCUCCCUGGGGUUACCAUAAUCUCCGCUGCGACUGGAGCGCCAGUACGUGCCCUGCCUCGGAUCAAAAUGCACAAGGCAGUUUGGGCACAUCAAUCAAUGCCUUGAUCGAACCCUGGAACCAGCGCCUAGUGUCCGACGCAGCCCUGCCUCACGCUCUUGUGGGUCUUUUCGGCAGUGGUGACAGCACUCAGGAUCAAGGACAACUCCUUCUCGGACGGAACGACGCCAUUCGGUCGCAGUGUUGCGCACAGUUUGUCGUCUCUCGCGAAAGUGUGCGGCAGCAUUCGCGUGAUGAGUAUGUUGCUUUGCGGCAAUGGCUGCUUGAUGGAAGUAGUUCGAAAGUCCAGACUUCACGGCAGAGCAAUGCUGCACAUCCAGAUGAUCGUAUUGCUGGGCGGAUACUGUCCUACGUGUGGCAUAUUCUAUUCCUGCAGCACGGGGAAACAAGUGGUAACAUAAUGCCAAAUGCCAUGGACGGUCACAUCGAUCUCAAGAAGCUGAAUUACCUAGCAUGUCCCGCCGCAGAGGAAUGCUAUUGUCGAUUGUACGGGAGGUGCAAUCUUGAUCGUUGCAGUGCAGGUCAUUGCGUUGGUCAAUAUGAAAUACCACCUGGUUUCCGACUACCGGCGGAUUGGGCAGCGACUCAUUCGUGAGGCAUGCCAGGAAUGCUUCCAUCAUUGUGACAUUCUGAUGGUCUUUUUAAAGCUACAGUGGUCUCUCGCGUAACGCCUGGACGUCUAUCUAUAUCAGAUGAUUGGCAUGCAGGAGCUCCCCAAUCUCAUUGUCAAGUCUCCGCACAACCCAAUUGCGCAGAAAUUCGGGCAGUGGUGCAUCCAGCUCUUUUCCAUCCCGGAGGUGGCUUGUCGCGGCAAGCAGUGUGCGAACAUCAUAAGUCGAGUUGAACACCUCUGGUACUCCUCGUUCGACAUUAAGCAGUUGGUACACAGCCUCCAUGGCCGUCCGGGUGGCGUACUCGAUCGUGAAGAUACAAUCUCGAGUCGACUCAGCGAAUUGACCUAUGAAAGCGAAGUUGACAGAGCCGUCAG
Molecule: messenger RNA, 1921 nt
Organism: Exophiala viscosa
Lineage: Eukaryota; Fungi; Ascomycota; Eurotiomycetes; Chaetothyriales; Herpotrichiellaceae
Exons: 1
Coding region: 374-1528 (384 amino acids)
Source: RefSeq, a predicted model, not a curated record